GGAAAAAGCUGCAAGAUUUAAGAGAGACAUUACUUGCACUGAGUCUGUUCAGUUGUAGUUGUGAAAGCAGUCAUGGCCUUGAUGGAAUCUCCAGUGUGUCUGAUCGAAAACACAAACGGGAAGCUUCAGGUGGACCAGGAUGCAAUCAGCUUCCUCAUGGGACUCAGCCAGCCAGUGGUGGUGGUGGCUGUGGUAGGGCUGUACCGCACUGGAAAAUCCUACCUCAUGAACAAGCUGGCUGGGAAGAAGAAUGGGUUUGCCCUGGGAGCCACCAUCCAGUCAAAGACCAAGGGAAUCUGGAUGUGGGCCUUGCCUCAUCCCACCAAACCAGGCCACACUCUGGUGCUGCUGGACACUGAGGGUCUGGGUGAUGUGGAGAAGGGUGAUCAGACAAACAACGCUUGGAUCUUCUCUCUGGCCAUCCUUCUGAGCAGCACUCUGGUCUACAACAGCCGAGGCACUAUUGACUACCAAGCUUUGGAAAAUCUUCAGUAUCCUUUUGUCAAUAGUCCAUCGCCAAUAGGGGACCAAUAUGUCACUGAGUUGACAGAACGGAUCAAGGUCAAGUCCUCUAGUAGUGCUUCUGCUGAGGAGAUUGAAGAUGGAGCAGAUGCCCAGUUUGUGCAGUUCUUCCCCAGUUUUGUGUGGGCAGUUCGGGACUUCACUCUGGAGCUGGAGCUUGAUGGGAGGAAGGUUAAUGAGGACCAAUACCUGGAACAUGCACUGUCUCUCAGGAAAGGUAAGGACAGGAAGACACUGAACUACAACCUCCCCCGGGAAUGUAUCCGCAACUACUUCCCAUCAAGACGGUGCUUUGUGUUUGUGACUCCUGCUUCUCCGGAGAACAUGCCACGUCUGGAGUCCAUGGAUGAGCGCGACCUGAAUCCCUUGUUUCUCAAUGUUACCUCCAGCUUCUGCCACUACAUCGUUGAGGAGAGCUCCGUGAAGACAGUCAAAGGAGGGCUCCCAGUCACUGGAAGGAUGCUUGGCCACUUAGUGAAAACCUACGUGGAGACCAUAGCCAAAGGUGACGUGCCGUGCCUGGAUAAUGCAGUGCUGGCCAUGGUGCAGAUUGAAAACGAGGCAGCGGUGAGAGAUGGCCUGACGGUGUACCAGGAUGGCAUGAAGGACCUAGCUUUUCCUGUGGGCAUUGAUGAGAUAUCCAAGCAGCACAGACAAUGGGACAAUCUGGCCACCAAGGCGUUCAUGAGCCGAUCCUUCAAGGACGAGGAUGGCAAGUAUUUGAAAGACCUGGUGGAGGCUAUCACGAAGCACUAUAGUGCUCUUCUCACAGAAAAUGAGGAGGCAUCUGAGAGGUAUUGCAGGCAGCUGCUGACAGACCUGUCUGCCCCAAUGGCCGGAAAGCUUCAGCAGGGAUUCUACGCUAAGCCAGGUGGCUAUGAGCUCUAUUGUGGUGACCAUGACAACAUAGUGGCCCAGUUCCGCUGCCAGCCCAACAAAGGGGUCAAGGCAGAGGAAGUCCUGGAACAGUUCCUGAAGGAAAAAAGCGUGGAAUCCAACUCCAUCCUUCAGGCUGACAACAAACUCACUGACCAGGAGAAAAAAAUUCACGAGGAGAAAGAGAGAGCCGCCCUGCUGGAGCAAGAGAGAAAAGCGGCGGAGGAGAAACGCCUGGAGAUGGAGAGAACUCUCCAAGAGGAGCGUCAGAGCCAGAAAGAGAAGAUCAGGAUGAUGCAGGAUAAAAUGGAGGAGGAGAUGAAGAAGCAAUGGGAAGAAUCAGAGAGGGCCAUAGAGUGCAAGCUGCUGGAGCAGAGAGAUCUGCUGGAGAAGGGAUUCAAGGAGAAGGCUGACAUCUUGAAUGAGGAGAUCAGAGAGCUUAGAGAGAAGAGCAGUUCUGCUAGUUCUGAGGAGAAGCAGAGAACUGCCAUGCUGGAGCAAGAGAAGAGGAAUGAGACAGAAAGACUGCAACAGGCAGAAAAAAUGCUCAAGGAUCAGGAGGAGUGUCACCAGGAGACCAUGCGUCAGUUAAAGGUAUAG
Molecule: messenger RNA, 1998 nt
Organism: Megalops cyprinoides (Indo-Pacific tarpon)
Lineage: Eukaryota; Metazoa; Chordata; Actinopteri; Elopiformes; Megalopidae
Product: guanylate-binding protein 1-like
Exons: 11
Coding region: 73-1998 (641 amino acids)
Molecular function (GO): GTP binding; GTPase activity
Source: RefSeq, a predicted model, not a curated record